AUGUCUUCAACAAACAUACAAAAAGUGUGUGUAAUCGGUGCUGGAUCGGCCGGUUUAGCCGCAAUUAAAUCGGCAAAAGAAUAUGGAUUGGAGGUGAUUGCCUAUGAAAAAAGUUCGUAUUAUGGUGGAAUUUGGAAUUUCAAAGCCGAUGAUUGUAGUGGAUUGGGAAAUGUGAUGAAGAGCACAAUCCUCAACACAAGCAAGGAAUUCAUUUCGAUGUCCGAUUUUCCGACGAAAAAAGAAGACGCGAAUUUCAUGCGAAAUGGCGAUGUUUUUCGAUUUUUGACUGAAUACGCUGAACAUUUUGGUCUCUUUUCGAAUAUUUCCUUUGAGACUUCGGUCAUUGAGAUUACGCGAGCAAAAGAUUAUGAGCGAACGGGGAAAUGGAUUGUCACGACUGAAAGUAAAGGCAAUCGAUCCGAGGUGAUUUUCGAUGCGGUAAUGGUCUGUGUUGGGCAUCACGUCUAUCCGAAUAUUCCACAAUUCAAAGGAUUGCAAGAUUUUCGGGGGACGAUUACUCAUUCUCACGAUUACAAAACGAGUCGACUUUUCGAGGAUCGGAGAGUGCUUGUCGUCGGUUUGGGAAAUUCGGGGGGAGAUAUUCUUUGUGAAGUUGGGAAAGUCGCGAGGAAGACUUAUGGCUGCUCCCGUUUCGGCACCUGGGUGACCCAGCGGGUGAUCAAGGGUGGAUAUCCAAGGGACAUUCUGAUGAGAACGAGAUAUAAUGAAUGGAGAUUGAAAAUGAUGCCGGGAUGGUUGAAAAGGCAGCUGAAUCUUUCGAAUUACAACGAGCGUUUGGACCAUUCAUUGUAUGGAUUGCGACCACAAGAAGAUCCUGGACAAUCACCUGUCCUUCUUGCUGAUGAUUUACCACUAUUUUUAUCAAGUGGUUGGGUCGAAUUGCGAAUGGGAAUCGAUCAUUUCAAAGAGAAUCGAGUUGUUUAUGAAGACCGAAGAGAAGAUGAAAUCGAUGACGUCAUUUUCUGUACCGGUUACAAUUUCGAUUUUGAUUUUAUUGAAGAAGGGAAAGUUGUGCCGGUUUCUGACAAUCAAACGAGAUUGUGGCGAAGGAUUUUCCCACCCGAUCUCAAAUAUAACACUUUGGCGAUGAUCGGUGUCAUCGACCCGUUAGGCCCAACGAUCACUUGUUCCGAGGCUCAAACCAGAGUUGUCGCUCACUUUUGGGCAAACCAAAUCGAUUUACCCUCGGAAUCGGAGAUGCAAAAGGAGAUUGAUCGUGAUAAAGCUGCGACAAAAGCCCGUUUCAAAUGCUCGGAUCGUCGAGCUUCACUACAGAUCGAUCAUAUUUGGUAUUUCGAUCAAUUGGCCUCAAUGAUUGGAGCACUUCCCGACCUCGGACCCGUCAAUUUUUGGAGAGAUCCACAACUUGCUUUAGCUUUAUACUUUGGCCCGGUUACAUCACAUCAUUAUCGCCUGAAAGGACCAAAUCCUUGGAAAGACGCGAGGAAGCAGAUACUGGGCACAUACGACCGGGUGCAUUAUGGGAUGAAUACAAGAGAAAGAGCUCUUUUGGAGAAACGUUUCAAUUCCGAGAACCCAACUCUUUAUGCUCAUUUGUUGCCGAUACCAGCUUGGGAUAUUGGCUUCUCGAUUUUACUCUUCUUCACCAUUCUUGGGAUAAUAACCUUUUUGAGAGGCGUACUU
Mesorhabditis belari is the source of this 1665-nucleotide messenger RNA. The record is from the annotation of a GenBank genome assembly. Lineage: Eukaryota; Metazoa; Nematoda; Chromadorea; Rhabditida; Rhabditidae.